This is a messenger RNA of Melanotaenia boesemani (Boeseman's rainbowfish), 1572 nucleotides long. Its product is annotated as protocadherin gamma-C5-like. Gene Ontology annotation, biological process: homophilic cell-cell adhesion. The transcript has a single exon. Gene Ontology annotation, cellular component: plasma membrane. Lineage: Eukaryota; Metazoa; Chordata; Actinopteri; Atheriniformes; Melanotaeniidae. Gene Ontology annotation, molecular function: calcium ion binding. The annotation marks the transcript as partial. The record is from RefSeq and is a predicted model, not a curated record.
AUGACAAAGAGAAUCAAAUACCGAGACUGGAGAUGGCGAGCGGUCUGGUGGAAUUACUUCUUUCUCCUGUGGAGUACAAUAGAAGGACAGACUCGUUACAGUAUACCAGAGGAGCUAAAACAAGGAUCUGUUGUAGGAAAUCUUGCCAAAGAUCUAGGUUUGUCGUUAUCUGAGAUAUAUGACCGUAAAUUGCGUGUCGCAUCUGAGGCUGGUAAGCAGUAUUUCAGCGUGGAUGCGGGGAAGGGUGAGCUGGUGGUGAAUGACAGAAUAGACAGAGAGGCUUUAUGUGGAGAGAGCGCCAGCUGUGUGUUACCUCUGCAAGUGUUCAUAGAAAAUCCUUUACAUCUUUAUCGAAUAGACGUGGAAAUUAAAGAUAUCAAUGACAAUUCCCCCAGUUUUCUUAGCAAAGAAAAAAAACUGAAAAUUGCGGAGUUGACUGCGGUGGGUGCGCGCUACCCACUGGAGACCGCACAGGACCUCGAUGUGGGUAGUAAUUCAGUAAAAUCUUACAGUCUUAACAAAGACGAAUCCUUUAGCUUGAAAAUGAAAGAUUUGGCUAAUGGGAAAAAAGUGCCAGAACUUGUAUUGGAAAAACCACUAGACAGAGAAAAACAAAAGGUCCAUCAGUUACUAUUGACAGCGGUAGAUGGAGGCAGUCCUGUCAGAACUGGGACAUUAAAUAUUAUAGUUACAGUCUUAGACAACAAUGACAAUGUUCCCACUUUCAAAAAAGCUUUAUAUAAAAUAACCGUGCCUGAGAACAGUCAAACUGGCCUAAUGCUCAUAAAAGUGGAGGCAACAGACUUAGACGAGGGUUUGAAUGGAGAAAUUGAAUAUUCGUUUGCUGAUCAUACACCUGAGAUUUUGUCAUCUAUUUUUCAGAUAAACUCAGCAACAGGAGAAAUUUUUCUCACGAAGCAAUUAGAUUAUGAAAAUGAUGCAACUCAUGAAAUAGACGUCACUGCAAGAGAUAAAGGUAUUCCUGAAAUGGAGGGUCAUUGUCGAGUACAAGUGGACGUUGUAGACAUAAAUGAUAAUGCUCCAGAAAUUGUUCUAACUUCACGACCAAGCAAAAUACCUGAAGACGCACCUAGUGGCACCGUUGUGGCUUUGCUCACUGCUCGAGACAUGGACUCCGGUGAUAAUGGUAAAGUCACAUUACAGCUUCCAAAAGGAUCUCCUUUUAAAUUAAAACCCUCUUUUUCUGAUAACUACGCACUAAUAAUCGGGGGUGCGUUAGACCGAGAGAAAAUCUCAGAGUAUCAUAUCGACAUAACAGCCACUGAUUUAGGUUCUCCUCCUUUGUCAACUAAGACGACAAUUGAUGUUACUAUUAGUGAUGUAAAUGACAAUCCACCCGUAUUUACUCAGCCAACGUAUGCGGUUUAUUCAAAGGAGAACGGAGUCCCAGGUUCUAUACUGUACUCAGUAUCAGCGUCUGAUCUGGAUUCUGGUGAAAACGCAAAGAUCUCUUACUCUAUACUGGACUCUAAAGUUCAGGACGUUUCUGUCUCAUCUUAUGUUUACAUUAAUUCGGAUAACGGCAGCAUCUACAGCAUGCACUCGUUUGAC